CUAAAAUCAAUGGCAUUCUCUUCAUUAUUAGUCUCUCUUCUUCCUCUUGUUCUAGCAAUAAUAAUUGCGCUGGCCACUACUUCAGAAGCGGGAAAAAUAGCCAUCUACUGGGGUCAGAAUGCAAACGAAGGCACCUUAUCAGAUACUUGCGCCACAGGCAAUUAUGACUACGUGAAUAUAGCUUUUUUACCAACAUUUGGAGAUGACCGAACUCCAAUGAUGGACUUAUCGGGUCACUGUGAUCCCUAUAGCCAAGGCUGCACUGGCUUAAGCUCAGACAUAAAAGCUUGUCAAGCCAAAGGCAUCAAAGUAAUGCUCUCCAUCGGCGGUGGGGCCGGAAGCUACUCGCUUUCCUCUACUUCUGAUGCCAAAAAAGUCGCUACUUAUCUUUGGAACAACUUCUUAGGAGGACAAUCAUCUUCUCGUCCACUUGGACCAGCCGUUUUGGAUGGCAUUGACUUUGACAUUGAAGGAGGGUCAAACGAGUAUUGGGGUGACCUUGCGAGAACCCUUAAGAAGCACAGCAAAAGAGGCAACAGUAAUAAGAAGGUUUACAUAACUGCAGCCCCACAGUGUCCUUUCCCAGACGCUUGGCUUGGAAAUGCUCUCAAAACAGGGCUUUUUGACUAUGUUUGGGUUCAAUUCUAUAACAACCCUCCUUGUCAAUACACUUCUGGAGAUGUUUCUAACCUUGUAAAUGCAUGGAAGCAAUGGACUUCUGAUAUCCCAGCUGGAAAAAUCUUCCUUGGCCUCCCUGCAUCGCCUCAGGCCGCCGGUAGCGGCUUCAUUCCGGCUAACGAUCUUAUUUCCAAGGUUCUUCCGGCGAUUAAGGGUUCUUCUAUAUAUGGAGGAGUCAUGCUUUGGUCCAAGUACUAUGAUGACCAAACUGGAUACAGUUCCUCUAUUAAGAGCCAUGUCUAGAGAUAAUAUUCUAUGAUAAUUUUUUAUCAUUAGAAAUCAUUACUACCUGUGUAUCUUUGCUUAUCUUCUAUUUUACAUUGUACUCUCCCUCUCACCACGUUGUACGAUACAUAU
Messenger RNA from Humulus lupulus (European hop), 1035 nucleotides. RefSeq names its product acidic endochitinase-like. The record is from RefSeq and is a predicted model, not a curated record. Gene Ontology annotation, cellular component: extracellular region. Lineage: Eukaryota; Viridiplantae; Streptophyta; Magnoliopsida; Rosales; Cannabaceae. The coding region runs from base 10 to 921 and encodes 303 amino acids. Gene Ontology annotation, biological process: carbohydrate metabolic process. Gene Ontology annotation, molecular function: chitinase activity. The transcript has a single exon.